CAUGGGAGAUCUUGGAAAAUCCUCAAACACAAAACUGUCCAGACAGAAAACCGUUUAUGUAAAAGACAUCUGCAAAACCUACAAAUCCCUCCUCCAGAAAUGGCACUCCGACGGGCACCCGGCCUCCCCAAAGGACCACGAUAAGUUCAGCAUUUCGGGACCAAAGCUCCUCUCCCGCACCGUCAGCACCAACACCAACGCCGCCCCCAUCACCCCCCGCAACAACAAUCCAUCCAGAAACUCCCCCGCCGCCGGCGCCGGCGACGACUUCACCAUUUCCAGCCCUACGCUCCUCGUACGGACAACCAGCCAGAUCACACCACUCCCGGCGGCCAACCACCUUAAUCAAUCCAAAAAUUAUUUCAACAAAACAACUCCCAAUCCGCCGCCAAUCGACGACGGCGAGGAGCUCCACAUUUCAAGCCCCACCCUGGUGGCGCGGACCACGAGCCGGAUCAGCGGCGGCGCGUUGGCGACCGGAUCGAGCCGAAAAGCCAACAGCCCCACCGUCGAUCACGAUCAUGGCUCAGCCGGUUCGACCACGCCGAAAAUGGCGAGCCCGGUGAUGACGAUGCCGAUAUUCUUCUCCCAAUCCGGCACGCGGCGCAAGCCGCCGCCGGUCGAGAAGAAGCUCGACUGCAGCCUGGAGGAGCUCUGCUUCGGAUGCGUGAAGAAGAUCAACAUCACCAGGGACGCCCUGUCAACCAACGGAUUGAUGAUUCAAGAGGAGGAGGUUCUGACGAUAAAAGUGGAGGGGGGGUGGCGGAAGGGGACGAGAAUCGUGUUCGAAGGGAAGGGGGGCGAGCGGCCGGGGAAUCUUCCGGCGGACGUGGUGUUCGAGGUCCAGGAGAGGCCGCACCCGCUGUACAAGCGUCGAGGGGACGACCUGGAGCUGGGAGUGGAGGUCCCGCUCCUGGACGCGCUACUGGGGUGCGCCAUGUCGGUGCCAUUGCUGGGCGGGGGCCACACCGACCUGACCCUCGAUGACGUCAUUAUAUGUCCCGGAUACGAAACCAGCAUCGCCGGGCAGGGCAUGCCCGUUGCGAAUCAGAAGAAGAAAAGAGGGGACCUCAGGCUCAAGUUUGAUGUAGAAUUCCCUGCUCACCUCACUCUGGACCAGAGGUCCCAAGUUGCCUCUGUAUUAGAACAAUGCGACUAUAAUUAA
Molecule: messenger RNA, 1165 nt
Organism: Andrographis paniculata
Lineage: Eukaryota; Viridiplantae; Streptophyta; Magnoliopsida; Lamiales; Acanthaceae
Product: protein psi1-like
Exons: 2
Coding region: 2-1165 (387 amino acids)
Cellular component (GO): cytosol
Molecular function (GO): protein-folding chaperone binding
Source: RefSeq, a predicted model, not a curated record